GUAAACUUGUAACUCUUUGACACUGAAUGACGCGUGUCAUUUGCCAAUUGUCAGAGGUUGUGUCAGUCCGUCGAGUACUCCGUCAUGGCAGCUGCUCAAAUCUGUGGCAUAUUUCUUCUUCUGGUGGCUGUUGCCUCGCCCACUGCCAAGAUUAACUGUAAUGACGGCAACUACUACAUUCGUGCAGAUCCGGAAUCCUGCAGCCACUUUUACAAAUGUGACAACGGGCGGCCUGUGAGGUUCACGUGUCCUAGUGGCCUCUUUUACAACCCCACUUCAUACGUGUGUGACUGGCCGUACAACGUAAAAUGUGAGAACAACGGGCAGAACAAUGGCGGACAGAAUUAUAAUGGUAAUAAUGGUCAAUACAAUGGUAAUACUGGACAAGGACAAUACAAUGGUAAUACUGGACAAGGACAAUACAAUGGCAACACUGGAGGUCAAAAGAAUAACGGCAACAAUGGCCAAGGACAGAAAAGUGGAAAGUAUAAACAAUACAAUGGAAACAAUGGAGGUCAACAGUAUAACGGUAACAAUGGCCAAUACCAAGAUAGUGGGAACAAUGAAGAACACAAUGGGAACAAUGGGCAAGGUCAAUACAAUGGUAAUAAUGGAGGUCAAAAGUAUAAUGGAAAUGGUGGACAAGGUCAAAAAUACUGGAAACAAUGGACAGUACAAUGGGAACAAUGGGCAAGGACAGUACAAUGGGAACUCUGGACAAGGACAAUUACAAUGGUAACAAUGGAGGUCAAAAGUAUAACGGAAACAAUGGACAAGGCCAGAAUUCUGGAAACAAUGGGCAGUACAACGAUGAUAACGGACAAGAUCAGAACAACGGGGAAAUCAAAACGAACACGAUGA
This is a messenger RNA of Homalodisca vitripennis (glassy-winged sharpshooter), 861 nucleotides long. Its product is annotated as N66 matrix protein-like. The record is from RefSeq and is a predicted model, not a curated record. The transcript is spliced from 2 exons. Gene Ontology annotation, cellular component: extracellular region. Gene Ontology annotation, molecular function: chitin binding. Bases 85 to 861 code for a protein of 258 amino acids. NCBI's taxonomy places the organism in Eukaryota, Metazoa, Arthropoda, Insecta, Hemiptera, Cicadellidae.